Molecule: messenger RNA, 240 nt
Organism: Adineta steineri
Lineage: Eukaryota; Metazoa; Rotifera; Eurotatoria; Adinetida; Adinetidae
Source: the annotation of a GenBank genome assembly
AUGUCUGGAUUACCACCACUACCACCAACAACAACAACAACACAUCAUUCUACAGCUGCUGCUUUCCAAGCACGUUACAAUCUGUUAAUUGAUGAAAUUGACAAUUUAAUACGUCAGCUGAUGAAUGGACCGUAUCGCCGUCCACGUCGUCGUAUCAGCUUUCAAUGGACAACUAAUGAUGAACCGCAUUUCAUCUAUACGGUAACAUUAAUCAUUAAUGAAAUUUCAAAUAUUAGCUGA